GUGAAAAUCGUUCUGUGUCAUAGUGGAUUAAUUCUAUGUUUAAUGUGGUUAAUAAUCUUUUUAUUCAGUGUCUAGUGCUAAAUUGGAUACUUAAGAAGAUGGAUAAACUAUGACGCAUCAGAGUCAUCAAACAAACGGAGCUAGUUUAGAGGAUUGCCACACAAACUUCUUUGCUCUGACGGAUCUAUGCGGCAUCAAAUGGCGUAAGCUGGUGUGGGGCGAGGCGGAGGCGGGUAAUUCCGUAGAACCGCUGGAUGACCCUGUGUUGUCUUCGUUCGCGCGAUGUCUCGCAGGGGACAUCCUAUGUGUAUGGAGGCGGGUGUCGGCGCCGGCCGCGUCUUCUGGUAUGUUCGACCCCUUGGGACUGCCGCAACCCCCGGCCCAUCCCUCGCACCCCCCGCUCUCCCUGUCCGCCGCCAAGGAGCUGUGGAUCUUCUGGUACGGCGAGGAACCCGACCUCACUAAUAUCGUCAGCCAGGAGUUGCUGGCUUCCGAAGGGGAUCAAGGUUCGUGGGAGAGUGGCCUGUCCUAUGAAUGUAGAUCACUUCUCUUCAAAGCUCUCCAUAAUCUCAUUGAAAGGUGUUUGCUGUCACGAGAUUUUGUUCGGUUGGGCAAAUGGUUUGUGCAACCUUAUGACGGAUCAGAGAAGAUGCAGGAAAAAAGUGGCCACUUGUCUUUCUCGUUUGCGUUCUUCGUCCAUGGGGAGAGCACAGUGUGCGCCAGUGUGGACGUGCGCCAACAUCACCCAGUGCGGACGUUGAUUCGAGCACACCUGCAGCAGGCACAGGCUUGUCUACACUCCGGCUCAGGAGUCAGAGUGAUCCUGGCACCAUUUGGUCUGGCUGGCACCCUGACUGGACAGUCCUUCAAGACCCUGGACUUGCAGACCCAGAGACUGAUGGACGACUGGAAACACUUUUACCCGACGCGGGACGUAGCAGACAUGCCUCCCGCUGUUGAAGUUAUUGUCGGUGGUGUUAAGCUGCGGUACCCCUCAUGCUAUGUCCUAGUUUCUGAUAUGGAUGAGACUACAUCUGCCCUCAUCAAUACUCAACCAGGAGGGAUCAAGUCUAACCUACCUUAUAUGGGUCUGACAGUGAGUGUGGUGGGACAGCACCAACAACACCCGGAGUGUAUGGUGCAUGCGUCUACACCAUCCACUGUAUUGCCAGAGAGAGUGUGGCAGGACUCCACCAUCAGUCUGACCUCAGGGCCACCCAGCCCCCCGCCAGACAUGCCACCGACUCCCGCCCACUGGGACUUCCAGGACCCCACCCGCAAGCAGCUAUGCUCCUGCCCAAAGUGUAGGAAGGUGGCUCGUGGUGUCAGAGCUCGAGUGCCGUUCCACCAGCGAGAACCAGAUGACACACUCUGGUAUACAGGAGCGUAUGGCCAGCAUUCGACGCCUCACCACCAGCAGAAUGACUCUCUACCUGUCGCGUCUGUAGGUUCGCCCGCAUCUGUCGCCCCCUCUCCUCUCCCCAACCCCCAGUCACUUCCCCCCGCCAGCGUACCCCCUGCCGACCCUACCAUGCCCACCCUGAGUCCUCAACCUCCCCCUCCUCACCCCUUGGAGGACAAGGUUGUUUGUACGCCGGACGGACACUUCCAUGGACCCAAGAGUGUUUCAUCAAUCAACCAGGUGUUCUCGCCGUACCCAUCUGCCCUGAGUGUGGAAGGAGGCAAGUGUGGAGUGGACAGUGUAGGUGGUUGUGGCCCUGGCAGUGCGCCACCCCCUGUGUCUGCUCCACCUUCAGCCCCUGCACCCCUGCCUGCUCCUGACCCUCCAGCGCCCACGCUCAAGCGACCUGUACUGUCCACUCGAGACUACGAAACCAUCCUACAAGAAGAAGAACAACCAUCACAGCUGCUCUAUGACUAUUCCGCAUUGGAAGCUUGGUUAAACCAUCCAGUGAAGAGAUUCAAGCCAGCUGAGCCGAGGUCUGAGCCCCGAGGUCCCGUGUUCUCUCAGUACUCCACCCCCUCGGUUCCCUCCCCACCACCGCACCAGCUGUACAUCAAGCAGGAGAACAUGCCUUAUUUGCAGAUGGAAGUGGAUGCGACGAGUGGUGGCACGCCGGGCGUGGGACCAUUCAAACGGUCCGAUCCUUACGAGUUUGACGAUGAUGGCAGUGCUCCUAGUAUGGAGGGUUUCAAACGUGCCCCAGGCCAACCUGUUAAGGAGGAAGGAGACAAGAAGAGCAUGGAAGGGACAGUCCUCAACGGCCCCAAGCUACAGUCUGGCAACUUGUUCACCAAAGAGGGUAUUGAGGCCAGCUUCAAUGAUCUUGACCAGAUAUUUGAGAACUCUGACGAUACUUCAAGUGAUGAAGCGGUGCAGAUGCCAACGCCCCCGGGCUCCAACAAGGGUGCAGGGGAUGAGUUUGCAAGCACACUGACAGUGCGACCACCUCGGGGUAGUGGAGGGGUGCGGCCGGAGGAGCUCAGUAAGAUGUUCCCUACCCCUCCCAGCCAUGAGCCAAACCCCAUCUCCUCCCCAUGCGGCCACACGCCAGUUCAUGAACCUCCUGAGUUCUUACCUCUGCCUAGGAUCAAACAGGAACAUCACGCGUACCCCCACUUCGGCAGUCCACAGGAAGAGAUCAUAGAGGACUGGACAUAUGUUUUUCGACCCCCCACCAUGUGGAAGUUUGUAGGAUCGUCCAAGUACGCUCCAUUAACAAACCUCCCCUCUCAGAGUCUACCAUCCAUCUCGUUGCCGUCUCACUGUGUAUACAAGCCUUCGUGGCUUAACCCUCCCUCUCACUUCCAGGAGAAACAAUCAGGGCAUAUGAACAACAUGUUACCGAGUGUAGGAGCAUCGCCAGUUCCCACCUCCAUGCCAGGACGGACAGGCAGCAGUGUUGGACAACUACGGGGGUUGUCUCCGUACCCCGCCAGUCCCAUGUCCUGGAGACCCACCCCUACUCAGCCACCUCCGCCCUACAGUCCACAACCUCCUCCUACCAGGCCAGGCCGACCACCCGAGGCUAACAGUCUGGUGGUCAACAUCCUACUGGGCGACACGGCUCUCAACAUCUUUAGAGACCACAACUUUGACAGUUGCACGCUGUGCGUUUGCAAUGCUGGGCCAAAGUGUGUGGGCAACAUCCGAGGGGCGGACGCCGGAGUGUACCUACAGACGCCUGGUGGCCCAUACUCAGUGUUUUCACCACACCACACGUCACAGGAGGAAGACCCUAUCAGGUGCACCUGCGGCUUCAGUGCGGUGAUCAACCGAAGACUUUCCCACAGGUCGGGACUGUUCCUGGAGGACGAGGUGGAGAUCACGGGAAUGUUGGAGGACCGGGAGGAAACCAACCAUCCGGGACUUGUGGGUGCAGCGCUGGGAGUGAUGGACCUAGUGAGACAACAGUGUGUGGUAGUGCACAGUGCUAGUAACAGUUUGUAUCGUGCGGCGCGGCAACACAGGCCGGCUAGUGCACCUCCUAGCAUCAACCUGCUGGAAUUUAGGGACGGUAAUCAAGUGACCCUGGCCGCGCUGGAACAGGGACGACAGGCGGCACAGGACGGCAAUGUGUCCAUGUGCAAGGUGGAGGAGAUGGCAGCAAGGCACUGCGGCCAGGCAGUGGCUGUACACAGGUGGCCGUACAUGCGAGCGCGAGGUCCCCGCUGCAGUCAGGACAUUGUGCGCAUCAUGCGCUCAUUACAGCCUUUGCUGCAGGACGCUAUACAGAAGAAGUGCACCACUCGACUAUGGGACGCACCGUACACUGUCAGCGGACCUCUCACGUGGCGGCAGUUCCACAGGCUGGCUGGCAGAGGUACGGACGACCGGUGUGAACCUCAGCCGAUUCCCAAGGUAGUAGUGGGACAUGAGAAGGACUGGCUUUCUGUCGCUCCUUACGCCCUACACUAUUGGGAGAAGCUGCUGUUAGAACCUUACUCUUACGCUAGAGACAUCGCCUAUGUCGUCGUAGCGCCAGAUAACGACCACAUACUCUCCUCCGUCAGAAACUUCUUCCGGGAACUUAGUUCCACAUAUGAGAUGUGCCGACUAGGCAGGCAUUGUCCAAUCACUAAGGUCUUGAGGGAUGGAAUACUGAGGGUAGGCAACAAGGCAGCCAUCAAACUGGCAAAAGAGCCUGUAGAUGAGUGGUUUACCAUGCUAGGGGACAACUCCACCACCAACAUGCUCAAACUGUAUGCUCAAGUGUGCAGGCAUCACCUAGCGCCCCAUCUGUCACAAGUUCCUAUGGACCGGACACUGUUAGACCCUCCGGAGGGUAACUCUCCUCCAAGACCUACCCCCACCCCAUCUCCCAUGCCUCCCCCCUCCACCCCUGACAACUCUGACAAGCAGCCCUCCACUCCCAAGUCUUCUGAUCAAGAGGACAGUGGGCGGGGGGAGUCAGGCAGUAGUGGAGGAGAGCUGGGUGGGGGAGAGGAGGACAGUGGGGAGCCGCCAGCUAUAGUAGUGUACCUGGUCGAGCCCUUUACCAUGGGCAGUGACUCUACAGAGCUACAGAGGUUUGCAUGUCUAGGACUACUCAGAUGUUCAAACACAGUCCAGUCUGCACUGCCUGACAACAUACGGGCCAACAUCACGUUCCAGAUAAUCUCGCUGGAGAGCAUACUGGAGCUGGGUCGCAGUGGUGAUCGCAAGAGACGCAGUGAUCACAUGCGAGCGACCGCAUUGUCAGUGUUCUCACAAUGCAGGAGACAGUUGCAGCACCAAACCAACCAGGUCAAGGCACUCACUGGCUUCGGCACGGCAGCUUGCACUGACCUCUUCCUCAAAACCAAAGAUGAAAAGAACAGGCAAGCAUACAAGGUGUACACACCACCGUACGUGCUGGCCAAGUCCCGUGGCCAGGUGGGUGGUGGAGGGGACGGUGGGGAGGGUGUCUUGGGCUCUGAACAGCUGUGCUCUGUACUCUACGUCAGCUACUGUCUCAGCGAAGACCAAAGGUUCCUUCUGGCAUCAGCCACAGAUGAGCAAGGCCACCUACUAGAGACUGCUACCAUUAAUGUGCACAUACCCAACAGGAGCAGGAGAAGAAAAGCAUCAGCUCGGCGGAUAGGUCUCCAGAAGUUGAUGGACUUUAUCCUGGGUGUGAUGUCGCAAGGUGUGACUCCGUGGAGACUAGUCAUUGGCAGAGUUGGCAGGAUAGGCCAUGGAGAACUGAAAGGUUGGAGCUGGCUGUUGUCGCGUAAGUCACUACUCAAGGCCAGCAAGCACCUGAAGGAGAUCUGUGGCCAGUGCUCACUGUCGUAUCCUCACGACGUACCAUGUAUUUUGUCUGCGUGUUUGGUGUCGCUAGAGCCGGACUCUUGUCUGCGGCUGAUGCCUGACCAAUUCACACCAGAUGAGAGGUUCAGUCAACAGAGUGUCAAGUGUCAAUUGUCCACACCACAGGACGUCACCUGCACUCACAUACUGGUCUUUCCCACUUCCGCCACCACCCAGUCGUCGCAAACCGCAUUCCAUGAACAGCAGAUUAAUGGACCAGACCUAGGAGAUGACGAGCUGUUCUCAGCCCUUCACGAUGACAUGCCUGAGGGGAUGGGUGAUUUUAAUGACAUCUUCAGUACAUGGCCUGAGACGGAGGCAGAUGCCGGGGGUGGUCGUAGUCCUGGCGGGGGACGUGGCGGGGACAGUAGCCAGGCUGGCAGUCCCAGCUGUAUGACAGGGCCUGAUGACCAUCACAGCCCCUACCCCUGCAAUGGACCCUCCAGGAGUGGGGAAGUAAGUGAGGAGGUGGGUACCCUGCUACAACAGCCCCUGGCGUUGGGUUACCUGGUGUCUACAGCACCUACUGGCCGCAUGCCUCGCUGGUUCUGGACAGCUGCGCCUCACUUGGAGACUGCCUGUCCUACCUUCCUCAAGAAUGCUCUACACCUACACAGCACUGCAAUACAUCAGAGCAGUGAGGAAUUACUGCAGCAACAGACCAAUGUGGCGGGACAUCCCCUAGACAGCCAGUACACCACCGACGUGCUCAGGUAUGUCCUGGAAGGAUACAACUCUUUGUCUUGGCUGGCUCUAGACUCCAACACUCAUGAUCGACUGUCUUGUCUACCAGUACACAUGCAGAUCCUCAUGCAGCUCUACCACAUGACCUCCGCCCUCGUUUGACCUUCCCUACAUUAGGCUCCCAGUUGUACAUAACUUAUUUAUGUUGUAAAGUCAUCCUUUUUUUGUUAGAUUGUAAUAUAUUUUAUUUAUUGUACCGGCGGUACUGUAAGACAGUUAUAGUAAUCGGUUCCUGUUCGGUCCCCUAAGUUCCGACUAGUGCAAUAUUAACAGGUGUCCUCCGUACGCCGGGUUAGAUUUAUUUAUUUAUGAGGUUACGAGGCCGAACGACCGACUGUUUUCCCAAGUCCUGACGUACGAAGGAGAUCGCAUUGCCUAUCUUACUGCCUGUCAAUUACUCUAUUAGGUCCUAUGAUAAACUUUUUAUACAAUUUUAAACGUAAGCGAUAGAAUUUAUUUUAAUAGGUAAUUUAUUAUAUUAGCUUAACGGAAGUUUUGUUACUGAGAUUUCUGUUGCUGUUUGUAUUUUAAGAAACGGAAGUUUAUUCAAUUGGAUUUCAAUUGUAUAAUGGAUCUUAGAUCAGAUUUUUUUUAAACAGCAAUAUUGUAUGUCAAAUUUUGAAACCGGUACCUACGUUUUAGAAUGUAGUUUAGAAGAGAAGGUUGUAGCAGAUCUGACAGAAGAUUGUGAUAAGAACUAUAUUUCAUGUUAUUCUGUUUAAUUUUUAGUUGUCGAAGAACAUUAAAUUUGUUUAGUUUUGCCAAGCGAUAGGCUAUAGAAAAUUUUAUGUUUUGUUAAACAAUUUUUGUUUUAUUUUUAAUUGUUGAAUGUAUUUCUUUUUUUAUUUUGGUAUUUGAUUAUUUUAACUUAUAUAUUACAGUGAGAUAUAGCUGUGGUUGAGCAGAUCAGUAUUAUAGCGUAACCGUAGCGUACGUUUAUACAUAAUAAAGGAAUGUUAAACAAUUAUGGUAUCAAAUUCUUUUUCAAGAGUUUUAGUGUUGGACUUUUUAGACUUAUGACAAAGUAAAUUUGGCAAAGAAACUGGCUCUGUAAGUCUCAAUGUCUUUUGUAAAUAUUAUAAAUACUUGUUUAUUAUAUUUUUUGAUUAAAGAGUUUUAUUGCAUAAAUAUCUACCAAAGCAGUGUUUUAUUGAAUUUAGGCCUGUUUAGUCAUUGGUUACAUAUUGUAAUAUCUGUUUUACAUUCUAUACCUGGGUUAUAAAGUUAAACAUUUAACUAUUUGAGGGGAAAAAAUGGUUAAUAGCUUUUAUAAUUUUGUUUAAGUUAGUUUAGCAUUUAGAUCCAAAUUUUCUCUUAAAUUAAUAAAAACAAUCAAUUGUACUGAAUAAUUAAAAUUGUUUCCACUACAUUUUAAUUUUUAAUUCCUCUUUGGCAUACCUGAUCAUGGUUCAGACAAAAAUUUCACUGUGUUGCCAAUUGACUGUUCAAAAACUUAAUUUUCCCAUUAUUCAGUUUUAGUCAUAUUUAGAUAGAAACUAAUUUUAGUUAGGAGAAGAAAACCAGUUUGGCUGAGCUGAUAUUAACAUUUUUUACAUAACAACAUUUUGUAUUAUAAAACAAAUAAGUAGGCUACCAUAAGAGAUAUAUUUUAUUUUUAUUAGUUGCUUUAAAUUACUAUAAACACUCGUAAUUGACGUUUUCAUAAAGUUAUUCCUUAUUAACUCAGGUUGAUCCAUUCUUCUAACAGUAACCAAGCACCAAAAAACACACCAAUAUAUUUUUUAAUUUAUAUGUAGAUAUUGUGUAUGUAAAAGACACAUUAAAUAAUAUGUUAAACCUUGUGUCAUAAAUUUGUUUUUGAUGGUUUUAUUUGUUAAAGUUUAUUGAACAAGUCUUUAUUAUCUCAAAGGAAUGGAUGUUAAUAUUGUAAAUACCGAUUAUGUAGGCCUUUUAAUGUUAAGUGUUAAUCCUGAUACGUUGAUGUUGUUAAACUGAUUCGUUACUUUGCGGAAAGUCACCUGUAAAUGGAACUAUGGCAAAUACAAUAUUGGUUCUAGCGAAACAUUAUAUUUCUUUACUGGAGAAGUACAAACAAAGAAAUUUAGGAAAGGAAACUAAUUUACAUGUUAUUAGUAGCAUAAGUAAUAAUAAUCCUUAGUCUGGGCCUAAACGAGAGGCCUACUAACUGAUAUUGUUAUUUAAUGUUAUAAUUUAAGCAAUAUAAUAAAUGUCUAAGCCUAAUUUGUUGUGAACUGAUGUCUUCUGAGAGGUUGUUUUAAUCAUUCAAUUUAGAUUCUUCUUCCAUUAUUUUAAAUGCCAAUUGUAAAAUCAAGUUGUAAUCGUUUAUGGGCACAUGUAUUUCUUAAAAAGCUACCUGUACCGUGAGAUUGUGGCGAUUGUAAACAGAUUGAGUCCAGAUAUAACAAUCGAAAAUUACCGAAGCCUUGUAUAUUUAAAGACAAAGUGUUCACAGCCGAAUCGAUACUGCCAUUUCCGGAGGUAACGCGACGCUUUAGUCUGCUACAGUUUCAUUGUCGGGAGUUGGGAUCUAGCUAGUCUAGCAGCCAAACAGCUUUCUGUCAGGGCUUAAAUCUUUCUUUAUUGUUUAUUUUGUACAUAUUUGUAAAUAGUUCUGGAUCCUCUUGUAGCGCUAAACCAAAGUGGAAUUGAAGGGAAACAAACCGAUUAUCUGUGUAUAGUAAGUUAUAGGUUAGGGGACAAUUCCACUAGUUCGUCCCCGUUUUUUAUUAUAUAAAGAGUAUAUAUAUAUCGUAUAAAAUUUACAAUCAUUAUCGGUAGAUUCCUUGUGUUAUUUAUUUUUGUAGAAAGGACUCGAGUGUUGUAAAUAUUGUUAACGGGGGCCAGAAACAUAUCGGCUCCGUACAGUUAGUACAAACAUGACAUCGUUCUGUGUUGUACAUUUUUGUAUGUCUCUUAGCCUAGGCGUUGUUAGCAAAUUUGUAGAUCGGGGUUAUCAUAAGUAAAUAAUGUUAUCGAUUAAUAUUUAAAGGGAAAUGAUUUUGAACAAUUAUGAGCUGUUUUUGUCUGUAAAUUAUCCAUAAUAUAUAAAUAUAUAUAUUAUUUAAAUAAAUAUUUCUAAAAUGGUCGUUUUUGUGUAUGUACAGCAAGUAUUUUGAAAUUAGAAUAUGAUAUUUGAAUUAUA
Molecule: messenger RNA, 9122 nt
Organism: Macrosteles quadrilineatus (aster leafhopper)
Lineage: Eukaryota; Metazoa; Arthropoda; Insecta; Hemiptera; Cicadellidae
Gene: skd
Product: mediator of RNA polymerase II transcription subunit 13
Exons: 30
Coding region: 110-6100 (1996 amino acids)
Biological process (GO): regulation of transcription by RNA polymerase II
Cellular component (GO): mediator complex
Molecular function (GO): transcription coregulator activity
Source: RefSeq, a predicted model, not a curated record